Molecule: messenger RNA, 342 nt
Organism: Pyricularia pennisetigena
Lineage: Eukaryota; Fungi; Ascomycota; Sordariomycetes; Magnaporthales; Pyriculariaceae
Exons: 2
Coding region: 1-342 (113 amino acids)
Source: RefSeq, a predicted model, not a curated record
AUGCAGGUCUCCUUCACCACCAUUGGCCAGCUCAUGGUCGCCCUCCUGGCCGGCACCGCGCUCGCCGCUCCGUUGAGCACCACCGCCGCCGAAGAACCCAAACUCCAACCUCGCAGGGAUUCGCGCUGCGCCGACAUGGGAUACGGAUGCGAACGCCGAUGCUACCCCCACACCGACGUGCUCGCAAGGAAUGCAGCCGUGGCCACGGCCAUGGCUGCUUAUACCGGUGCUACAGCUGACCAAUGCGACAUGGUUCCCAAACCCCCCCGCGCCUCGCAGUGCUUCAACAGCCCAGGGGCAGUUGUUGAGAUUGUCAUUGAGCAGGCUCUGGCCAGGCCCUAG